This is a messenger RNA of Lodderomyces jiufengensis, 2538 nucleotides long. RefSeq names its product putative zinc metalloprotease. NCBI's taxonomy places the organism in Eukaryota, Fungi, Ascomycota, Pichiomycetes, Serinales, Debaryomycetaceae. Gene Ontology annotation, molecular function: carboxypeptidase activity. The record is from RefSeq and is a predicted model, not a curated record. Bases 1 to 2538 code for a protein of 845 amino acids. The transcript has a single exon.
AUGCGUGGUGAUGAUUAUCAUCGACUUCCAACCGAAUCUUCAUCUACAUUAAAUUUACACAAUAACAACACCUCCACUAAUAAUAAUAAUAAUAAUACACAUGAUAAUAAUCUUCCCCUAAAUCCACCGACUUACUUUGAAUUUGAUAAUGAUGAUGAUGCUGAUGAUGAUAAUAGUCUAAAUAAUAAUAAUGAUCACAACAAUCGCCACCACCACCAACAUAAUGCACUUCAUGAAUCAACUUCCACACCAUCUAUAGAACAAUUUGAAAUAGAAGAACCAGAAUUCGAAAGGCGUCAUGGUUUCAUUAAUAGAGCUUCUGCCAUAUCACAUAAAUUUGCAAAUAAUAUAAAUUCAAGAAUUAUACAUCCAGUUACUCGAAUAAUAGAUCCAAUUUAUGAAGGGUAUAAAUACUUACAAAUGCAAUAUGAAAAACUGAUUUUAAAAUUAGGUAAUCCUUUGGUAGUGAAAAGAUUAUUAUAUGUUUUAAUAAUGAUGAUUUUGAUAUUUGGAAUUUCAAAGUAUUCAGAAAAUGAUUCAAUAAAUGGUGGUGGUUCAACAACGUUUUCAAAGGGGAAAUUUUAUGAUAUUGAAAAAUUAUCAAGUUCAAUUAAUCAAUUCAUAAAUCCAAAAUCAAUGAAAGAAAAUUUAGAAUAUUUUUCAUCAAUACCUCAUUUAACUGGUACAAAGGGAGAUUUAUUAUUUGCAAAAUAUAUUGAAAAAUAUAUGAAAAGUAAUGGACUACAUAGUGUUGAUAUAAAUGAGUUUCAAAGUUUUAUAAAUUAUCCUACUACAAAUACUUACCUUAAAUUAAAAGAUGGAUCAUUUGAAGCAAAAUUAAAUGAACAAAACAGUCAAGAAAUGCAAUAUUCAUCAUUCAACCCAAAUGCAUUAAGUACUAUUGAUGAAAUUGAAGGGAACUAUAUUUAUGUGAAUUACGGAAGAGAAGAAGAUUUUGCAAAUUUACAAAACAACAAUAUAAAUCUAGAAGAUAAAAUAGUAUUAAUAAAAUACGGAGGAGACAUCCCAGAAUCAAAUAAAUUAUUUUACGCCCAAAAUUAUAAAGUUAAAGCAAUAAUAUUCAUAUCUCCUAAAUUCAAUGAUCAAGAUGAUAUAAUACAAAGAGAAAAUGUUGGAUUAACAAGAUUUUCAUCUGGUGAUAUUUUGACUCCUGGUUGGUCAUCUGAAAAUGGUUAUGUGACUAGAUUAUCAUGGGAUAAAUCAGAAACUACUCCUAAAAUCCCAUCAAUUCCAAUUUCAUGGAAAGAUGGUUCUAAAUUAAUUGAAAAAUUACAAAAUGGUCACAAAUUUGAUGAUUAUGUAAGUGGUGAUGGUCAAUCCCCCAUUUUACAACUAAAUAUAAAUAAUAUAAAUAAACCAGUACAUCCAUUAUGGAAUGUAGUUGGAUCAAUAGAAGGUAGAGAACAAGGAGAUAAAGGAAUUAUAAUUGGUUCAUCAAGAGAUUCUACUUGUUAUGGAACAAUGAGUAGUAAUACUGGAACGGUUGCAUUUUUAGAACUUAUAAAAGUUUUUACGUCUUUACAAAGAAAAUUCCAAUGGGUUCCCUCGAGAUCAAUAUUUUUUGUAUCUUUUGAUGCUACUGAAUAUAAUUUAGCAGGAUCAACUGAAUGGAUAGAAAAUAGAAAAGAAGCAUUGAGGAAAGAUGGAUAUUUAUAUAUUGAUAUGAGUGAUUUAGUAACUGGUGAUGAACUUUAUAUUAAUUCGCAUCCAUUUUUGAGAGAAUCUAUUAAAACAUCAUUACAAAAAGUUAAAAUUGAAGGAGAUAAAACAAUGGCUGAUUUAGUUCAUGAUAUUAAGGAUGAAUUUUUAGAUUUCAAAAAUUAUAUACCAUUCAUUAACUUGGUUAAUAUUCCAUCAUUAGAAAUUAAAUUCAGAGGUUUAAAAUACCCUAAAAAUUCAUGUUUUGAUAAUUUUAAAAAUUUUGAAAACCUAAAUUUAGAUAAAUCAAUGUUAAAACAUUCUCAAUUAGUUGAAUUAUUAUCAAAAAUCAUUUUAGAUUUUGCAGAAUUACCAUUAAUACCUUAUAAUUUCAUAGAUUUAGCAAAUCAAUUAAUCCAAUAUGAAAAUGACUUGGAGAAAUUUACCCAAUCCAUUACCCAAAACUUAAAAGUUAAACCAAUUAUACAUUUCGAUGGUUUAAAAAGAGCAUUAAUGACAUUAAAAGACGUUGGUGAGAAAUAUAAUGAAUGGGCACACGAAUGGAAACAGUUUAUAGUACAAAGUGGAGGAUUAGAACCACCAAUGUAUUCAGCAAUGAGAGGAAUGUGGAAUAAUAAUAUGAUUGAUUUCAAUAAUAGAUUUUUAACAAAAGAAUUAACAACGAAAAGAUCAGGAUAUAAGAAUUUCUUGUUUGGUAUACCGUUUUCAGCUCCUAUAAACUCCAACGAAUUUGUAUGGAUUUCAUUUCCCUAUGUUAGAGAUUAUUUACAACAACAUGAUUUUAGUUCUGCUCAAUUGGAAAUUGAUAAUCUAGCUUCAACUAUAGAAGAUGCAGCUAUUAAAUUUUUAACUUUAUAA